UGUAACCGGAGCUGGAUGUGUAGAACGUCACAUGUUGUUUCCCUUCUCAUCUCGCGGUCAACGGGAGACGCGUUAUUCAGCGCACGGCUGCAGGGGGAGACGCACGGCUCUGGAGAUACGAGCCGUUACCCACGGUCUGGAACACACGUCAGGGUCUCCCGGAUCGCUCGAGGAACACAUUGAGCACCACCCAAAGAGGGGAGAGCGACUCCGGUUUGGAAUAUAAUGGCGAGUCCGCCGCAAACGGAGGGGCAGCCGUCCCAGCGCGGCACCGACCCCCCAACCAGUGGCACGGACCCCCCUCCCGGUGGCGUCAGGACGUGUGGAUAUCUACGGAAGCAGAAGCACGGACACAAGCGCUUCUUCGUGCUGCGCGAGCCGAGCGCGGGGCUGCCCGCGCGCCUGGAGUACUACGAGAGCGAAAAGAAGUGGAGGAACAAGAGCGCCGCCAAGCGCGUGAUCCAGCUGGACUGCUGCCUCAACGUCAACAAGCGCGCGGACGCCAAACACAAGCACCUUGUCGCGCUCUACACGCGCGACGAGUACUUCGCGGUGGCGGCGGAGAGCGAGCCCGAGCAGGAGCUUUGGUACCGCGGGCUGACGGAGCUCAUGAGCCUGCAGGGCAGGGCGGUCGACGGCUCGGCGUCCGACUCCGCGUCCUCGCUCGUGGGCUUCGACGAGGCGAGCUACGGCGUCAUCACGCCGGUGGCCGCCGCCUACCGGGAGGUGUGGCAGGUGGUCCUGAAGUCCAAGGGGCUGGGGCAGAGCCGCCAGCUGACCGGGGUCUACCGGCUGUGCCUCUCCGCCCGGACCAUCAGCUUCAUCAAGCUCACUGCCGAGGUGGCCUCCGUCAGCCUGCAGCUCAUGAACAUCCGACGCUGCGGGCACUCGGACAGCUUCUUCUUCAUGGAGGUGGGACGCUCGGCCGCCACGGGCCCCGGGGAACUGUGGAUGCAGGCGGACGACUCGGUGGUCGCGCAGAACAUCCACGAGACCAUCCUCGAGGCAAUGAAGGCGAUGAAGGAGCUGUCGGAGUUCCGCCCCCGGAGCAAGAGCCAGUCGUCCGGCACCAACCCCAUCUCGGUGCCCGUCCGGAGGCACCUCAACCACCUGCCCCCCAGCCAGACGGGGCUGGCCCGGCGCUCCCGCACCGACAGCAUGGCCGCCUCCUCCCCCGUCAGCAUGUUGUCCUCCUGCCGGUUCCGCACGGCCAGCGAGGGCGACGGCUCCACGGCGAGGCCGGUGUCGGGGAGCCCGAUGAGCCCCGGGGUCCAGCGCAGCCUGCUGGGCCGUUCCAAGACGCUCACCGCGCGGCCGAGCCGCACCUUCGAGUCCUCCUCCCUGCAGCACAGCAAGUCCAUGUCUAUGCCGGUGACCCGCUCCCCGCCCCCCGUGGGGGGGGGCAGCCCCAGCCCGGUGUCCCUGCCCUCCCUCCCGGAGUCGGGCGGGCCCCCGCGACCCUCCAGCUGCAGCGCCUCGUUCUCGGUCCCCAGCGACGCAGGCUUCGUCUCCAGUGAGGAGUGGGGCUCCAGCCCGGGCGAGGACCUCCGGCUGUCCCUGACGCUGCUGCCCCGCGGGGCCACGCCCCCGGUCGGCGGGGACCCCCAGGGCUACAUGCUGAUGGAGCGGCAGGCGUACCGCAAGCGGACCUACUCCCUCACCACCCCCCGCCGCAGGGGGCGCCCCCCCCCGCUGGCCUCCGCCUCGCUGGACGAGUACACCCUCAUGAGGGCCACGUACGGGGGGCCCCGCCGGCCCCUCACCGCCUCCCCCAAGGGGGGCCCCCCCGAGGGCCCCGGCGAGGGCAGGGACGCCGGCUACAUGCCCAUGCUGCCGGGGGCCACGCCCCGGGCCCCCGGCUCCAAGGGCCACGCCUACAUGGCCAUGAGCCCCAUGUGCGUCUCGGCGCCCAAGCAGAUCAUCAACCCCCCGCGCCCACCCUGGGGGGGGGCUCCCGCCUCCCUGGAGGACCGGGGCUACGUGCGCAUGUGGGCGGGCCCCCGGCUGUCGGGGGACGGUGCCGCUGACUACCUCAACAUGUCCCCCGUGGACCCCCUGGUCUCGCCCCCCCCGGGCCCCCGCCUGCUGAGCCCCUCGGCGGAGCCCCCGCCCCCCCGCCAGCCCCUCUGGUACGGCCCCCCCCCGCGGGGCCCCAAGCGGCGACGCCGACCAGUACGUGGUCAUGAGUCUGCAGCGCCGACGCAUCGAGGAGGAGGCCGCCCCCCUCCCCGCUCCAGGCGCCCCGCCCCGUGGAGCCCCCGGCCCCCCCGGACACGGGCCCCCCGGCCCUCGCGGCUGGCCCUGGAGGCCCUGCGGCCCCUCCCCUGUAUGAGGGAGGACCCCCCCCCCCGCGGGGCCCCGCAGCCGGGGGAGUACAUCCACAUCGCCUUCAGCGGGCCCCGCGCCCCCCCGGCCGCCAACCCCCCCUCCCCGCGCCCCGACUACGUCAACCUGGACCUCCGCUCUGCGGGGGGGUCCCUCUCCUCGGCCCCCGCCCCGGGGGGCUGUGACGACUACGCCCCGAUGAGCUUCCCCGCGUCUCCGCCCGCCCCCCCCGCCGCGGAGGCCCCCCCGUCCCCCCCCCCUCCAGAGCCGGGGUCGCCCCCCAGGGCGGGGGACGCCUUCCUCCUGGGGCCCGCGCCGGCCCCCCUGGACCCCAACCGGGGGGCCAAGGUGAUCCGCGCGGACCCCCAGGGCCGGCGGCGCCACAGCUCGGAGACCUUCUCCUCCACCACCACCGUGACGCCCGUCUGCCCCUCCUUCGCCGGCGACGCCGCCCGCCACGGCUCGGCGUCCGUGGAGAACGUGUCCCGCCCGGGCCGCGCCCCCGACGGCUCGGACGACGAGCCCGCCGCGGGGGGGUCCCCCAUGUGCCGCGAGACCUCCGCCGGAUUCCAGAACGGACUCAACUACAUUGCCCUGAACCUGAUGGAGGGGGGCCUGGGGGGCUGCGACCUGGGGGGCGGCGAGGGCCUGCUGAGGUUCAAGACGCCGUGCGGCUGCAAGGGGGGCAUGAACGGCUUCAGCGGGGGCGCCUACGCCAGCAUGGGCUUCAAGGAGGGCGUCACGGCCGUCAAAAGGUAAGGCGCCUCCUCCCUCCCCCCUCCCCCGAGCAGUGUGUUCAUGUGAUGACGAUAGACGGUCUAUUUCCGGUCAGUAUAGCAGCUGUGCAGACCAAGUGAAUAUGAGUCACGUGUAGUGUGUCAGAUCCGUGCUGAUAGCGUCGGGUAAACGGAUCUAUUCAUUUCCACGUAUGUCUACACGGCAGCAGACCGGCGUCAGGCUGUCGGUCACCGUGAACGUAUGCGUGCGCGUCACUUCCGGGAGUAGACCGUGGUGUGUCGCGUCGUGUUUACAGGGAUCAGGGGUCUCAUUUAUAACCGUUGCGUACGCACAAAACGGGGCUAAAAGUGGCGUACGUGACUUUCCACGCCAAGGUUCUGAUCUAAAAAAACUACUUGACGGGAGAACGUGCGCAGCCCUAAGCAAACUCUGACCCAUGCUUGCGUACGCAUGGUUUGGAGGAAAAGGAGAAUUGGCGACACAGACGGUGUGGUGUUGAACUGAAGUCAGACUGAAGAAAUGUAGACUGAGAAGAACGAUUAUGUUUUAUCAUCGCCCUUCAUAACUUUAAUUUCAACCCGUAUCAUGCGUUAAAUCUAUGUAAUCAGAAUAAUUUAAGUCAACUGUG
Gadus macrocephalus (Pacific cod) is the source of this 3691-nucleotide messenger RNA. It is a transcript of the gene irs2b, whose product is annotated as insulin receptor substrate 2b. Gene Ontology annotation, molecular function: insulin receptor binding; phosphatidylinositol 3-kinase binding. Gene Ontology annotation, cellular component: cytosol; plasma membrane. NCBI's taxonomy places the organism in Eukaryota, Metazoa, Chordata, Actinopteri, Gadiformes, Gadidae. The record is from RefSeq and is a predicted model, not a curated record. Gene Ontology annotation, biological process: insulin receptor signaling pathway.